Messenger RNA from Mesocestoides corti, 1881 nucleotides. Lineage: Eukaryota; Metazoa; Platyhelminthes; Cestoda; Cyclophyllidea; Mesocestoididae. The record is from the annotation of a GenBank genome assembly.
AUGGGUGUUUCUGGGUUAUCUUCAUACAUUCGCGGGGACUCUAGUAGUUUUCGUCAAACAAGGCUGCAUAAUUCUCUUAUUGUACUUGAUGGAAAGAACAUAAUAAACAACCUUUACUAUAAUUCUGGGAUUUUAACACAAUACAAUGGCGAAUACAUGGCCUUCGAUGUCGCUACGGAACAGUUUAUAUUGAAACUUCGUCAAUGCAACCUAACGCCGAUUUUUGUUAUCGACGGACUUAAUGAGAUGUCCAAGAUGAGAACAAUUUUGAACCGGAAACGUGACCGCUUAAUCACCUGCUUCAAUCUUCAGACGGCUGCCACCGACUUGCCAUUACGAGACGGUGGUUUCGAAGAUUUUCGGAUCAGGCUGCUGCCAUCACUCGCAUGUCAGUCUUUUCUGAGCACUCUUGACCGCCUUGGAGUGCUUCAUAUUACCGUCGACUUCGAAGCAGAUCAGGUUGCGGCUGCCCUUGCCAUCCACUUAGGUGCUCCAUUGAUUUCGAACGACUCGGAUUUUUAUAUAUUCGCCCCAUACUGGGCGAGCAGUGGUGGUCUUACAUACAUUCCUACUGAUCUUUGUGAUUUUGAAACCCCACGAUCCUUCGAUGGGGGCUAUUACCUUGAAGCACAGAUGUUUGUGGCGAGAGAGGGUCGUACGUUCCAGGGGUUAGCACCAAUCCAGCGUCCUCUAUUUGCAGUGCUCUGUGGCAAUGACUACAUUCCAUUCGGGUACUUUGACAAUUAUAUUCCUGAACCUGCUACUCAACAGCAUUUUGUCGAACAUGACGAUCAAGCAGCAUCCAGAUCAGCCGGUCCAUCUCGUAAAUCCGCGAAAUUUCAGCGUGUGGUAGAUUGGCUGUCAGGAUUCGGAGGUGACAUCGUGGAGCCCGUGAACAGAAUCAUAUCUGGAUUUCCGCUAGCGGAGAGGCCUCAAGCUGCACAGUAUUUGCUUGCUGGGCUCGCCUCCUAUUCUGUCCCCAUGGAUCAGGUUACGCCAUACCUGGAGUACCUAUUUGGUGGAAAACCCCCAUCCUGUCGUGUGAGGCAGGUAAUACCACAUGAUUUACAUCCCUCAAGUCAGGAAUACGGGCUUCGCGCGCUGCAAAGUUUGGCAGAAGGUAAUUCUGACCCACAACUGAUUGCGGAAUGGUCUCCUCGCCUAAUGAAAGCUUUUCGCCAAAGGCGAAUACAGCCCGGUUAUUGUGAUGCGUUGUACUCGUUUGGGAUCGUGAUGAGUCCCAGAGUUGAGGAUGUCAAAAACCGUGAAUCUAUCCACUUGUGUUCACUACCACUUCGUCAACUCUUUGUUGGAAUUCUUGUAGAAGCAACCGCUGCAGACAGACUUAACUUACCCGGUAUCAACUUUGCGCACGAUCGGCCGUUGUUUUAUGAGUAUAGACGCGUUGGAUCCUCAAGUUUUCAAAAGCAUGAAGUUCCAUUUGAGAGGCUGCCUUUGUUUGGUUCCAAGGCGUUCGCAUUUCUGCGGCAGAAGCUAUGCCUUCCAAAUCGACCACCAGUUAUUCCAGCGUGGCUACAUGGACUUGCUUGCAUCCUGUUUCUGUGGGCGCGGUUUGAUGCACGUCCAGAAACUGCAAGACUAUGCUAUUCUCCUAUCGCCUUGGCUGUGUGCGCCUGUGCGAUUGCUGCUCAGAUGCGUCUGCUUGGUGGUGGCGGUGGUCGUGGUGGUAGAAGUGGUCGUGGUCGUGGUCGUGGUCGUGGUCGUGGUGGUAGUGGUGACAAUGGAGCUCGAGUGGCGAUGGUGCGCCAUUUUGAGUCACUGCGUCCAUCGUAUGUGACGGAACCUCUCAACUUCAGUUUUCUGCAUGCCCUCGCUCAACUGCAAUCUGUACACUACGGCUUAGCGACCCUUGUUUCGUUG